Punica granatum (pomegranate) is the source of this 1481-nucleotide messenger RNA. The record is from RefSeq and is a predicted model, not a curated record. NCBI's taxonomy places the organism in Eukaryota, Viridiplantae, Streptophyta, Magnoliopsida, Myrtales, Lythraceae.
CUCUUCUUCUCUGCCAUCUCUCCCUCCCCAACUCCAAUCAUCUCUCUCUCUCUCUCUCUCUCUCUCUCUCUCUCUCUCACUCUGUGUCGUCAAUCUCUUCAUUGUUCUGAGUGAUGGGUGUGAGCUGCCGCCGCUGUUCCUCCACCUCCCACAUCACUGCCAUCAUCAUCACCAGCUUCUUCCGCCAUAAGUCUUAAUCUCCACCGCUCACAGCUCCCGAAACCUCAUCCCUCCCACUCCGUCCAUAGAUUCUCAGCUGCCAGCUCCCGGGGAAGAUCUGAGGAAGAAUAUGCUUCGACCCACCAUGCCCGGCGGCCUCCUUCAGACCCACUCGGCGGUCCCUCUCUCUUCUGACUCCUUCUUUUCUGGGUCCUCUUCUUUUCUCGGUCCGAGAUCCAUGCUCAGCUUUGAAGAUGCCAAAGGCGGGAAUGGAUCAAAAAGACCAUUCUUCCGGUCCUUCGAUUACGAAGAGAUCGCCGACGAGGACUUGGAGGAGUACUUCCAGCAGCCUGAAAAGAAGCGGCGACUGACGGCCGAUCAGGUCCGGUUCCUCGAGAGGAGCUUCGAGGAGGAGAACAAACUCGAGCCUGAGAGGAAAGUCCAGCUCGCCGAGGAUCUGGGCCUUCAGCCCAGGCAGGUCGUGAUCUGGUUCCAGAACCGCCGAGCAAGGUGGAAGACGAAGCAGCUUGAGAAGGACUUCGAGGUCCUGCAAUCGAGUUAUAAAAGCCUGGCCGCCGAAUAUGAGACUCUCCUCGAGGAGAAGGGUAAACUGAGAGCCGAGGUUCAUUCCCUCAAGGAGAAGCUCGAGGUGAAAGAUGGAGAGACCGAAAGUUCCGAACUUUCUGCCAAAUUAUCUCAGGAACCACCACAAAAUCCCGGCAUGGAUUCAGCUUCUGAUGGUGAAGUGUCCAAAACUCCGACAUUGAGCUCGAAACAGGAAGACAUUUGUUCGGCAAAGAGCGAUAUAUUCGAUUCAGAAAGUCCACAUUAUGCCGAUGGUUCCUACUCUUCGCUUCUGGAUCCCAGUGAUUCUUCCUACGCUUUCGAGCCAGACCAAUCAGAUCUCUCCCAAGACGAAGACGAUAAGCUUAGCAAGAACUCCCUAGUGACAGCAAACAUUUUCCCAAAGCUCGAAGAUUCGAACUCGUGUAAUUUCGGGUUCUCAGGUCUUGAUCAUGCCUUCUGGUCCUGGUCUUAUUAGAUCAUUUGCCAAUUGCCAUGUUGGUUUUCAUAUUCUCGUGUCGUGUUCCGUUCUGAGCGUGGGCAUGGGCGUGUAAACAGCAAUAAGUUCAAUUAAUGGCGGAUUUCCUUUUGUUGUUCAGGCUCGAAAUAUCGGUAGUCUUUGCCUCAUUUGUAGAUCCAGGUCUAUGAGUGCAAUUUAGUUUUGUUCAGGGACUGUUUGGGGAGUGUAAAUUAAUAAAUAUGCAUCUAGAAGAAGGCAUGUCAAUCUCGUGAAAUUCUGUAUCCAAUGCCUUUUAUUG